This is a messenger RNA of Cryptococcus amylolentus CBS 6039, 1047 nucleotides long. RefSeq lists its product as hypothetical. The record is from RefSeq and is a predicted model, not a curated record. The transcript has 2 exons. The coding region runs from base 1 to 1047 and encodes 348 amino acids. Lineage: Eukaryota; Fungi; Basidiomycota; Tremellomycetes; Tremellales; Cryptococcaceae.
AUGUCUUUUGAGUUCCCAACAAGGGCGCCAACGGCCUCUGAAAUAUCGUAUCUACAACAACGACAGUCAACGCAACCCAACCCCCUUCUCAGUCAGAGGUUCUCCCAGCAAAGUCAACCUUUUUUCGCAUCUGCCCAGCAGCAACACCCUUGGAACACACGAUCCUUCAUCAACACUGAGCCUUCGGCGCCAUCUCAGCAAGGAAACGGCCGUCAAUUCUACCCGCCGCCACCCGAUAUUUCACGUUACUCUCAACCUCCCUCCGGCCAAUAUGCGAGCAUUGCUCCUACCACCGGUCCCCCGCUCGGGCAGAACGUAAGCGUUCAUCAAGUACCGCGACAGUCUCCAUGGGCAUCGCAGGCUCGUAACACUUACAGUGUGCCACCCGCUUCGAUUGCCCAACAGCAGACGCCAAGGCAAAGUCGGCCCGCCUUUCAGAGCACUCAAACUUCAGCCCCUCCAGACACUGCUUCCGUUGAUGUCAGCGUGCGCAAUUUUGGUAUGGGAUCCAAGCCUGCCGCAAGGCGGUAUGAUGAAAAGCAAGUGUUCUGGAAUGCCAACGUGCCUUUCUCUCAUGAAAAGACCACUUCGGCUUACAGUGACUGGCUGAAUGAGCGGGCUACUGAAGCUAGAGUCACUUUGGAAGAGGAAGAAACCUUGAAGAAUAAGCGAAACGGAGAAGUCAACUGGCGGAGUGCGAAAACGGGUGAGACCUAUGUCGACGCUCUUAAAGCGGCCCGCGGCUUGCAAAAUGUGGUCAGCCGAAGCGGAGACGAGGAUGCGAUCUCUCAAUUCAACAGCCUUAUUCAAUCACUUCACAAGCUUUCGAUAGAGGUAAAUCUGGAGAGAGAUAAAAGGAACGAGGCGGCAGAAGCACAGCUGAAUGCGACGGAUGCUGCUUGCAAGGGAUGGAAGGUGACGAAGAGGGCGUUUGAUGUGGCAUCUGGGAAUGCGAGUUUGGAUGAUGCGCGCUCGCUUUGGAGAAAACAUGAUGAGGAGAGGAAGGCUUCUCGAAAGUCCUACCACACCCUCUGGAGUCUCUUUUAA